Molecule: messenger RNA, 2356 nt
Organism: Ruditapes philippinarum (Manila clam)
Lineage: Eukaryota; Metazoa; Mollusca; Bivalvia; Venerida; Veneridae
Product: sodium/glucose cotransporter 4-like
Exons: 15
Coding region: 130-2103 (657 amino acids)
Biological process (GO): transmembrane transport
Cellular component (GO): plasma membrane
Molecular function (GO): D-glucose:sodium symporter activity
Source: RefSeq, a predicted model, not a curated record
UGUUGGUUUUGUCGUGACGCGGCUCAUAUAUAUUAUACAUUUAACAUCAGUUUUUUUUGUAGCAGAUAGCGGUAUUACGGUGUUUACAAGGUGGUUGUGGCAGUAUUAUGUUAUAUCAUUGUAUUUAAAAUGACUAAAGGACUAACACAUUGGGCGGAUAUACUUACAACUGUUCUAUACUUUGUCUUUGUUUUAGCUGUUGGACUGUGGUCGAUAUGGCGAAGAAAAAAGGGAAAUGUGGAAGGGUACUUUCUCGCCGGAAGAGCAAUGCCGUGGUUUGCUGUUGGGGCGUCUAUUUUUGGAAGCAACAUUGGUAGCGAACAUUUCAUUGGCUUAGCCGGAUCAGGUGCGGCUGCGGGAAUUGUAUUUGCGCUCUUUGAAUGGAUUCCAGCAUUGCUUAUCCAAGUGCUUUCCUGGUUUUUUCUGCCUGUCUUCAUAUCAGCGGGGGUGUAUACGUUGCCAGAGUAUAUGCAGAAAAGGUUUGGUCGGGAGCGCUUAAGGAUUUACCUCAGUGGACUUGCAUUAUUUCUACACAUCAUCAGCCGCUUGUCGGCGACAAUAUUUUCUGGGGCUGUGUAUGUCCAACUUGCGCUAGGUUGGAAUAUGUACCCUUCCAUUAUUGGACUUCUAUUCAUAACUGCAAUAUUCACAAUACUUGGAGGUCUAACAGCCGUAAUGUACACAGACACGGCACAAUCAAUAAUCAUGGUUAUUGGAUCUUUCGUUGUUCUUGGAAUAAGUUUGGACAAAAUUGGCGGAUAUGAAAAUUUAGAGGCAGAAUACCAGAAAGCAAUUCCUUCAGUGCAUCUGCCUAAUUCUACUUGUGGUAUACCACGUGACGAUGCUUUUCAUGCCCUUCGUGGUCUUGAUGCAGAUUACCCUUGGCCUUCCAUGCUUCUACAGUGUGCAAUUGCCUCGGCUUGGUACUGGGUUUGUGACCAGAUAAUGGUACAAAGAUGCCUUGCCGCCAAAAAUAUCAGUCAUGCUAAAGGUGGAACGCUUCUUGGGGGCUUUCUCAAAAUACUUCCUCUUUUUAUAAUGAUGAUACCCGGUAUGAUCAGCAGGUGCCUGUAUCCAGAUGAUGUGGCAUGUGCCGACCCUGAAAUAUGUAAAUCUGUGUGUGACAAUGCUGCCGGAUGUUCGAACAUUGCAUAUCCGAAGCUCGUGAUUGAGAUUCUACCUAAAGGCGCACGUGGCCUCAUUAUGGCGGUGAUGCUGUCAGCUAUUGUGACGUCAUUGACGUCAAUAUUUAACAGCUCUAGCACGGUUUUCACGAUGGAUAUAUGGAGACGAUUCCGACCUAAAGCUCACCAAAGAGAAUUGUUACUUGUUGGAAGGGCAUACAUAAUAGUCCUGUGUAUACUGACAAUAUUAUGGAUACCUGUUGUCAAGGCAGCACAAGGAGGACAACUCUUCAGUUACAUGGUUGUUGUCGAAGGUUUUAUAACAGCUCCUUUGCCAAUAUUGUUUGGCCUCGUUGUAUUCUGGAAUAGAACAACAGAACAGGGUGCCUUUUAUGGAAUAGUGAUAGCUAAUGUAUGUGGUAUAAUUAGACUUAUACUGGAGGUAGUAUAUCCUGUCCCAAACUGUGGUGAAGUGGACAUUAGACCUGCGUUUCUAUCUAAAAUACACAGCUUUUACUACUCCGAGAUGAUUAUGCUUUUACAAUUUGUGCUCACGGUUGUGAUCAGCUUGUGCACAAAACCUUUACCAGAGGAGCAGAUACGAGGAACAACAUGGUCGACUCGCAUACGUGCUGACUUAUGCUCCGCAGACAAAGAAGUUAUUGCAGAGCAGAAUAAACUAGUGGAUGACCAUGUCAAUAUUGAACUUGACGUUAGUAAAGAGUCUGGGAAAACUCUUAUGGAAGAAAUUAUUGUUGAUGAGCAGUCAUCGGACACAAAAGAGAAGUCAGGAAUUUGCUCACGUCUAUACCAGCAUCUAUUUGGUCUAUCAGCCAACAAUAAUACUGCGAUUGACAUAAGUUUACAGGACAGAAAAACGUUCUUAAAGGAAACAUCAAAAGCGGUUGUAGCAGUCAACAAUUCUUUGGCAAUUAUAUUGGUAGCAACCGUUUGUUUUCUAAUCGGAUAUUAUAGAUAAUAUUCAUACUCUUUCACCUAUGAAUUGGCAUACUCGCAAAGUAUUCGUUAACUUGUUAAUUUUAUCUUAUUUAUCAAUUGAUUAAAGAUAUUUGUUUAAAAAUGUCUUUUUUUUGCAUUAUAUGUUGUCAAAGUUUAGUUGCAUGUUUUUUUUUUUAUUUAUGAUUAAUUAAAAAAUAUUUUGAAAUCACUUUUUUUGCAUAGUUGCAUGUAUUAUAUAAAUAAUUUAAUAGAAAUAUUAAAAAUAAAAUAUU